UUUUUCUUUUCUUUUCUUUUCUUUUUUUUUUCAUUUUCAGUUUUUUCCUUCCCUAAAGAAAUUUACUUUUUCCAUAAAAACGAUUUGUAGGUGUUUGUUUUAAACGCUGCGCAUCUCAGAGCAUCUCAGAGCAUCUCAGAGCAGGCACACUUUGAUGUUGCAGGACCUUUUUAUACAUAUUUGUUUUCGCUCAUUUUUUUUCUCCCUCAGAUCAGCCUAAUCAGCCGAUUCAUGAUAUGUUUUGCACAGGACCUGCGAUUCUUGAUUCGGGGAGACUACGGAGUACUUUAAACGUGGUACGGAGUAUUAGGUCCACCUUCCGUUUUGGCAUGGCAUCCAAGGAGACAGGUCAUGUGAUUUUCAGCCCCUUUUUAUCUCCCAUCUUUAUUCCAACCUCAACUUUUAUCUUUCUGAUCCUAUAUCAACAACUUGCCAGUUGUCACUGCUUACCGCCUUUUCCUUUUUUAGCAUAUUGUGGUUAGAGUGAGUCGUGGUAGUGAAUUGGCAUAUUUCUGAUUUAUUUGGCAUUCUGUGUCUAUGCAGACGGUGUAUAUCCUUGGUAGUUAACACAUAUACCCCCUGAUCGUCUUCGCAAUCAUUCCUGAACGACUUGACAGUGUAGGAAGUCAUCUCCGCUUUUCUCUUGCUCGGCUGCUUUGUUUUCCUAUGAUGCCCUGUCAUUUCUAUGCCAUGUAAAUUGACUUUGAAGUCUUCGUUUCAUCAGCGGCACGGAACGGUAGUGGCUUUCCUGUAUAAGAAUGGAUAAUCCGAAGCGAGACACAACUACCUUCCGCCGCCUUCUAAGUACUUUCAAAAGUCCCGCUGCUUCGGCCUCUUCUUCAUCGUCUAUUUCUUCCCCUUCCCCUUCAUCCGCGCCAUCUUUCAAACCGUUUACUGUGCCUCUGCCGAAUUCGAAAUGGAAGAGGGGACAAGCUAAGUCGACCGUGGUUAGCCGUGAUGGCAACGAUAACAAUAGUCGUGCUACUACUAUUGGUUCUCAAGCUUUUCCUAGGCGAACUCAACAUCUACCACGACGUCUGGGCUUUUCAAGUGGGAGGGAGCUGGGUUUAUGUGAUCAGGAUAGGGAUUUGCCAUUCGAUGCGUUUGGUUGGGAAUCCCUACCUCCCCUGUUUUUGCUUGCUAUUACAGGCUGGUUAUUUCUGCUACCUACGCUCUAUAAAUAAUAAUGGCUAAGGGAUGUUGUCUGUUGAAGAUCGCGAGCUAUUGGCUCAGCUGGAAACCGAGAAAGAGCAAAAUCAAGACCGUUCCGAAACUUAUGUCCGGGAUGAAGAAUCGGCUGAUUUAUACGGCCCCACGUUAGGCCCAGGGCGGCAGCAAAAUAGCUCGAGAUUUUUUCAGUGCAGUAGGGAACUUUUCUUUCCUUCGCCUCUGUCUUGAAAUGUUUCUGUGAUGGUAGGCGUGUGUGCGUCUGCAUUCAUUACUGACGAUCUAGGUGCAACUGCAAUGGAUACUCCUGCCCGCGGGGAUAUCUCUAGCUCCACUGAUAUUGGUCCUUUUUCAAGCCCGUCGCUCGCGGUAAGGGCCCGAAAGAGACCACCAUUAUUUUCCAGGGAUGUCCAAAAUGAUGAUGACGAACCUAACCAGUCCCAAUUAUCUGCCAAUACAAUCUCCUCCCAAGGAUCGCGGAACGGAGCUGCCAUUUCAUCAUCGCCUCUUAAAUCUAGUGGAAUCCAACUUAAUCAUGCACCGCCCAUAAUACAGGGGAUCCGACUUGUGUCUACCCAUGAGCUGCCAGAUCGGUUCCGUUCUAUUUUCUCUUUCCCUGUUUUUAAUGCUAUACAGUCCAAAUGCUUUCGUCCAAUCUACCAAGGAGACGAUAACUUUGUCCUCUCGGCCCCUACUGGAAGUGGCAAAACUGCAGUUAUGGAACUGGCUAUCUGCCGACUGGUGACAAACGUCAAGGACUGCCGGUUCAAGGUGGUUUAUCAGGCACCUACCAAGUCUUUGUGCUCGGAAAGAUUCCGUGACUGGCAAACCAAGUUCUCCUCCUUGGACCUCCAAUGUGCGGAACUUACUGGUGAUACUGACCACGCACAGCUACGCAACGUUCAAAAUGCCAAUAUCGUCAUUACAACACCUGAAAAAUGGGAUAGCAUGACAAGGAAAUGGAAGGAUCAUAUUAAACUAAUGCAACUCGUGAAGCUGUUUCUCAUCGAUGAGGUUCACAUUCUGAAAGAGACUAGGGGAGCCACACUGGAAGCCGUGGUGUCUCGAAUGAAAUCUGUCGAUUCCAAUGUCCGAUUCGUUGCGCUCAGUGCCACUGUCCCAAACUCUGAGGACAUUGGGGCUUGGCUGGGUAAGGAUCCCACUAGCCAGCAUCUCCCUGCUCACCGUGAAAGGUUUGGUGAAGAGUUCAGACCAGUCAAGCUGCAGAAGUUCGUCUAUGGUUAUCAAGGAAAUGGAAAUGAUUUCGCUUUUGAUAAAGCCUGUGAGGGGAGACUCCCUGAAGUCAUGGAGAAACAUUCGAAGAAAAAGCCAAUUAUGAUAUUUUGCUGUACUCGAAACUCUGCGAUCGCAACAUCAAAGUACUUGGGCAAGCUAUGGACAUCCACGAAUCCGCCUCGUCGCCUAUGGAGUGGUCCAACAAAACCUGUUGUAGUUCAAAAUCCUGAAUUGAGAGCAACCAUUUCCACUGGUGUUGCAUUUCACCAUGCUGGCCUCGAUGCUAGUGACCGCCACGCCGUCGAAAGCGGAUUUCUUUCUGGACAAAUCAACGUGAUUUGCUGUACAUCGACAUUGGCGGUCGGUGUAAACCUUCCCUGUCAUCUCGUGAUUAUCAAAAACACGGUUUCUUGGCAAGAUAAUUGCUGCAAGGAGUAUCCAGACCUAGAGAUGAUGCAGAUGCUUGGGCGGGCGGGAAGACCUCAGUUUGACGACAGUGCAGUUGCAGUCAUUUUAACAAGGAAGGAAAGGGUAAAUCAUUAUGAGAAACUUGUUGCUGGAACGGAGCCUCUAGAAAGCUGUUUGCAUCUAAAUCUGAUCGACCACCUGAACGCGGAAAUAGGCCUUGGAACAGUUACAGGCGUUGAGUCUGCUGUGAGGUGGCUUACCGGGACUUUUUUCUUUAUUCGUCUCAGGAAAAAUCCUGCUCACUAUAAAUUAAAAGAAGGAGCAAAUAGGUCAGACGAAGAAGAGAUGUUGAAGGAAGUCUGUGAGGAGAAUAUUAAACGCCUGCAAGAAUGCUCUCUCGUCACUCCAGAGGAACCCCUGAGAUCGACGGAGUUUGGGGAUGCGAUGGCUCGGUAUUACGUCAAGUUCGAAACUAUGAGAUUGUUUCUCUCCUUGCCGCCCAAGGCGAAGAUGUCUGAGAUUCUCUCUGUCCUCACACAGGCCGAUGAGUUUCGAGAAAUUAGGUUAAAGGCUGGCGAAAAGUCGUUGUAUAAGGAACUGAAUAAGGGAAACGGCAUCAAGUUCCCUAUAAAAAUUGACAUCGCCCUACCAGCGCAUAAAAUAUCUCUACUUAUUCAGUCUGAGCUGGGCAGCGUCGACAUCCCCAUCGGCGAUCAGUAUCAAAAGCACAAGUUAUCGUUCCAGCAAGAUAAGGGACUAGUAUUCUCCCACGUAAGUCGGCUUAUUCGAUGCAUAACCGAUUGCCAGAUAUCCCUCCAAGACUCGGUGAGCACAAGGCAUGCCCUUGAGCUUGCGCGGAGUAUAGGUGCCAGAGUUUGGGACCACUCCGCAUGGCAGAUGAAACAGAUUGAGCAAAUUGGUAUCGUGGCUGUUAGGAAACUUGCAAAUGCUGGCAUUAAUAGUAUUGAGGCUAUCGAGGCGACGGAGCCACAUCGGAUAGAUAUGCUGUUGAGCAAGCAUCCGCCCUUUGGCUCAAGAAUUCUGGCGAGGGUUGCGGAAUUUCCGAAAACCAGAGUCUCGGUCAAACUAAUGCGGAAGGAUAUCAAACCUAGGAAAUCAGUACGGGUCGGUUUCAAAGCAGAGAUCGGGUUUAUUAAUGAAAAGCCCCCUACUUUCUUCCGUCGGAAACCCGUAUAUGUCUGUUUCCUUGCAGAGACAUCGGAUGGGCGAAUGAUAGAUUUCAGGCGUAUAAGUGCAACCAAAUUGCAGAACGGCCAUGACAUUUUCCUUAGCGCCCAAUUGACCGAUGUCUAUCAGUAUAUAUCAUGCUUCGUUAUGUGUGAUGACAUUGCGGGAACAUUGCGACAGGCAGAGUUGAGGCAUGAUAUCCCAGCUUCACAUUUCCCAGCGCAGAAAACGGAGCCCCCUGAUAAUAAAAGCGAGUCGAAACCCGCGAUGAACACAUCGAGGAGCCGUAGCAAAGAUAUAUCCAAAAAGGGGCUAGCAAGCCGGAGAGAUAUGGAUGAGUUCGAAGAUGACGGUCUUGACGACGUGGAUCUGAUUGCUGCAGCUGAAGAUAUGGAUUAUCAUUCGAUAAAUGAGGUGGAUGGAAACGACGAUCAGGUACGGACAGCAUCGGUUGCCCACCGGAAAGCAGCAUCCGGUAAAGACACCAAGGACAUACAUACGGUCAAGACUAUCGAGCCAGUUAGACUUGAGAAUGGGAAUUGGGCUUGUAAUCAUCGCUGUAAGGACAAAACCAGUUGUAAGCACUUGUGUUGUCGGGAUGGAACCGAUCGGCCGCCAAAGCCGAGCAGGAAACAGGAGCCCGCAUCUAACGGCCCAACGAAGGCUACUACUACUUCGAAAGCAUCCUGGGACAUCUCUAAGUGGACAAAAUCCCAGGGUCCUUCGAAGCAGAAGGGCAGAAAGUACGAGCAAAAGGAGGAAGUUGAAUUUGUUGACCUAUGCGACGACAGCGAUAUAGGUUGCAAGCCUGAUACGAUUACCACUACCACCCGUUCUAAGAAAGACACAAGAGCCCGGAAACAGUGCCGUAUCGACGAUAGUAUAAGAAAGGGGGGAUCGAGCAGCAAAAUGUCAACACCCACAUCAUAUCCGCUCUCUAAACAUAGCCCAUUAGGCCUGUCGUUUCUCGACGAGUGUGAAUUUCAGGAACCAGAAACACCCUUCGGAAGAAAAGAAUAUUCCAGCGAUUACGGAACUUCGUGGAUUGAUGAAGAUCUUCCGUCCCCCAAUACUUUAUUGCUCUCCUGCCUGAAGAAAGGGGAAAAAAAAGCAACGAAUGCAGGUGUUGACAUAUUCGUAGAUAACGAAGAUAUCCCGUUCCAUGAGCUUGAUGACGGAGACUGCAGGGACGAUACAAUUUCUCCCCUAGCUCUGAUGAAAGCGGAUAGCAAGACAUAUUUUGUCGAUGAUAUCAGUGACAAACCCACGUUACGUCCAGAGAAGGACUCGAGCACAUAUGAUUCCUUCCUAUCGUCGUCAACAACGAAGCCAGCUACACUUCGAACAAACGACUCUAUUUCUACUGAACGCACUUCGACCACCACCUUAUUCCCAUUACAUGAAUUCAAUUUUACCGCCCUCGACAACAACGCUCCUGAUUCUAACGAUCUCAUCAUUAAUCAUAAUCCCUACAACAAGGAAAACACCCUCCCAUCCUCAUCAUGUAUCAAACGUCCCUACGGUUCCGUAGUAGUCAAUGACCCCAUGAUCAGCGAUGGCGACUAUGGCUACGACACCGAAAAUACCACCUCGAAGAAAAGGCGCAAGAAUAACGCUGCGGAAACUGGCGGUACAACAGCCGGUUCCCCUCGUCCUCUCACCACAGCCACCACUUUAGACCAUUUCCCUGAUAUCGUCGAUAACCCAUCCGCUAAGGAUAACACAGAGGAGGGCCGGAGCUUAGAAAAUGGCAGUGGCAGCCCGACCGGGUGGGAGGCGGUCGAUAUGUCGCUCUUGGAAGAGUUUAAAGAAUUUGUAGAAUUCUUUUAGGGACGGGGGAAAAGGACGCUAGGUCAUUUUUACUGUGUUGAUGUGAAGAUAGAAGCAAAUGGAGAGAGGGGAAUGUGGAACAACUGAUUGCUUGUUUAGCAUGGAAUCGACAACUAUGUUUUUCGCUAUUUUAUCAGGCGUGAUGAGAUACGAUAUGAUAUUAUAACUGACUUGUGGCAUGGCAUAUUUAUAUAUACCCAGAUACAUUUUUUUUAUUUUAUUUUCUAGCUGUUGGUUUUUUUUAUUAGGAACUGCAUUUUAGCAAUUAUACAGAAACUAGUUUUAUAUAGCUAACUAUUUAUCAUAAUUAAAAAAAUGACAUGAUUUCCACGAUC
Molecule: messenger RNA, 6164 nt
Organism: Blastomyces dermatitidis ER-3
Lineage: Eukaryota; Fungi; Ascomycota; Eurotiomycetes; Onygenales; Ajellomycetaceae
Product: DEAD/DEAH box DNA helicase
Exons: 9
Coding region: 1411-5829 (1472 amino acids)
Molecular function (GO): ATP binding; nucleic acid binding
Source: RefSeq, a predicted model, not a curated record